AAAUGAUCAAUCCAAUAUCAUGAGUGGAAAACGUCGGUUCUUCUCGCUGCUCUUGAACAAAAUAAGGCCUUUGACAAUCCUUUGCAUCGUUGUGAUGAUGGUCUUACUGAUCAUAUUUCACCAUCAUAACAAAAAAUCAGUGGAAACCCGUAGAUUUUCAAUGGACUGGAUCAAAGGCUUGGAAAGACCUCAAAGUUUCGAAGGAUUCAAAUCAGAAUUAUUCACGAACGAAAUAGACGCAGUAAUUAAUCCUUGGCUGGCCCGGCUCAAAAUUUGCACGGACAGGUUGAAAAUGACGCUAAAUAUUUGGGACUCGAGUCGCAAAUCGCCCGAGGCUUCAAAAGUGCUGAGCACCAGCAAUGAUUACUCUGGGCUAAUGAAUGAGUCCCUGAGUAAUGAUGACGACUGUGAAAAUGGGACAAGGUGGGCUGUGAUCACAACAAUAGCCGAGACAAUGACGAAACCCAUGGAAGUUGUGCUGAGUCAGGGCUGGUGUUUGGUUGCUGUCGGUGAUGUAAAAAGUCCCGCCAAUUUCAAAGUCACCGUCAGAACGUCAAGGUUUAUCUUUUUGACAGUCCAGGAUCAAAUGCGGUUGCCCUUUAAAAUCGUCUCAAAGACCCCGAAGAAUUCAUUCAUGCGGAAAAACAUCGGCUAUCUCUUCGCAAUGUCAAAAGGAGCAAAAGUCAUUUUAGACAUUGACGACGACAAUGAGCCAAUUCCAGUUAAAAUCGGCGAUGACAAGAAAAUAUUCAUACCCGUCGAAACUGAGCUAAAAAUAUAUCAAAGGCCUCUAUUGUACAAGGAAAGCUAUCUGACUGUUUCAGCGGAUUCACCUGUUUGGAACCCAUACGUCCAUUUUAACUUGACCCAAGCCUGGCCACGUGGGUUUCCUUGGGACUUCAUUCCGGGCUUAGUGCCUACUGAAAUUGGCAGGACGAAGGACCAGUUUUGCAAACCAGUUAUUCAGCAAUACAUUGCCGAUAUUGAGCCAGAUGUCGAUGCCGCAUUCCGACUGACUGAAAAGCUUCCGAUUUAUUUUGAACCGGACACCGAUCGUCAGACGAUUGUACUUCCUAGAAACGUCUUUGCUCCAUAUAAUGCUCAGCUUGCCUCCAGGUCAAGCAAGACAAUUCUGCCAUUUUCAUCAACAGCCGCCUUCACAGCCACCAAAGUGGUGGCCAAUGUGGCAGCUGUGAAGGCAGCCGUUGAUGAAAAUGGCGGAAUUGCCUUGGAUGACCUGGAGGCAACCCUUAGAAAGAAUUUCGAGUCCUACAUCACCCAGAGUUUGCUUCAUCUGCAGCCAGAGGCCUGCGUCAUGUUCACCUCACCAGCUGUUAAACACGUUCGGAAUCCCCACAAUUAUAAAAGAGAUUUUCUCAAAGAAUUGCCAUUGUAUGGAAAAGCUUCCAGGUUUGUGGAAAUUGUUCGAAAUUUUCCGCAAAAUCCAGAGACUUUUGGAGAAGCCUUCUUGAACGUGUAUCAGUUGCUCUUUAAAUCAGGUUUGCUUCAAGAAGAUGACGUUGACUAUGCCAAUCUCUGGCUGGAAGAUUUGAAAUCACUGGGCGUCAGUCUGCCAAAAAUGAUCCCAAAAACCGUGUUUACUCGACAAACGAAACUUUGCCUUAGUUUCGUUGAAUCGAGGGAAAAUUCAUUUUUGAAAGAAUUCGAGACUAAAAUUUCCCCAUUCUUCAAAAACGUGGUCCGUUUUUCCAACGGGAGAAAAUCGAAUGACGUCGAACAAGUGGGAAUUUCGGAGAGUUGCAACUCGAAAAACAGCGACGCGUUUGUAAAUUAUUCCAUGUUGAUUCAAAGUGAUUUUUCUGGGGACAAAUUUUGGUUGCCUCGGGCUACGGAGCGUGAAGAAAGAUUCGUGGAGGACCCAGUUGUGUUGGAAGAACUUUUCCGGAACAUAUCGAGCAAAAUAAACGUCAAUUUUCCGAUAAAUUUCAAGAAAAAUGACCGAUUACACCGGAAAUACGCUGAAAAUUUAGUUUAUAUCCCAGGAAAAAUGCUGAGGAACAUGAGCCUAGUUUUGGGAGUGGUUGAAAAUCUCAAUCCGAAUUUAUCAUCGGGAACUGUGACGUCAUUGGUUGUGAGCCUCGUUUCUGAAAUGGAAGGCAACGAAAUAAUGUCCCCUCAAAUUCAAACAAAGGAAAAGAAGAUUUCGGGUGAAAAUUCGCAAAGAAUUGCGUUGAAAAAUGACAUUUUUGUACGUCCUUUGUUGCUUGAGUCACCGGCGUUGCGAAGUUUGUGGCGAGACGCGAUGGCUGAACAAUUUAUGGGCCUUGUUCAAGAAAACGCGAGUCCGAGAAGAGUGAUUCAUUGCAGCCACACGAAGAACAUCGUUCAUGUACAAAAUGGGGAAAACAUAGCACUAGAAGCCUCCGCGGAGGAGAGUUACCACAGCUAUGAGUUCGAGCUGGGUUCCACCCGCCCAUUGGCGGGCAUUGGGCACCGCCAUCUUCAAGUCAAAGAGCUGCAAGAGUGUCAAAGUUCUGCAGGCUCGGAUGAUGACCCUCUUCAUCAGCCAACUGAUGGUUCGAUGAGCUUCGAAGUAUCUCCGGGUUACCAAAAUGUUGAUGAAGCAGGAUACGAGGAGGAAUCCCCAAGAGUGCAACAGCAGGCUGGGCGUAAUGGGCUCGAAGUCGUCAGCAGAACCGGAGGUGGUUUCGAUCCUAAUGCGACAACCGGGUCAUUUAAACUGGAUGUGCCCAACAUCAAGGGUUUGAAGGCCAUGUACCCCUCAGCCCCCUUUUUUGCUGUCAUGACCCCGUGGAGGGUCGUUGCGAAGCCGUUUCCAGCAAAGGGCAAGGCAAAGUAUAUAGGACUUUACAUUGCCUGCGAUGCCAAGUCCAGCAACAAGGAAUGGAGUAUCAGCACGGACUGCGAAUUGCGAAUUUAUCGGCCGAAUGGAUCCUUUUUCUCCAAAACAUUCAAACACGUGUUCGUGGAUAAAAAGCGAGAAAAGGGCAUCGAUCAGUUCGUGACCAUGAAUGACCUGAAGCAGUAUCUUUUCAGAGACAAGGGCUUAGUUGAGCUGGGUUCCACCCGCCCAUUGGCGGGCAUUGGGCACCGCCAUCUUCAAGUCAAAGAGCUGCAAGAGGGUCAAAGAUCUGCAGACUCGGAUGAUGACCCUCUUCAUCAGCCAACUGAUGGUUCGAUGAGCUUUGAAGUAUCUCCGGGUUACCAAAAUGUUGAUGAAGCAGGAUACGAGGAGGAAUCCCCAAGAGUGCAACAGCAGGCUGGGCGUAAUGGGCUCGAAGUCGUCAGCAGAACCGGAGGUGGUUUCGAUCCUAAUGCAACAACCGGGUCAUUUAAACUGGAUGUGCCCAACAUCAAGGGUUUGAAGGCCAUGUACCCCUCAGCCCCCUUUUUUGCUGUCAUGACCCCUUGGAGGGUCGUUGCGAAGCCGUUUCCAGCAAAGGGCAAGGCAAAGUAUAUAGGACUUUACAUUGCCUGCGAUGCCAAGUCCAGCAACAAGGAAUGGAGUAUCAGCACGGACUGCGAAUUGCGAAUUUAUCGGCCGAAUGGAUCCUUUUUCUCCAAAACAUUCAAACACGUGUUCGUGGAUAAAAAGCGAGAAAAGGGCAUCGAUCAGUUCGUGACCAUGAAUGACCUGAAGCAGUAUCUUUUCAGAGACAAGGGCUUAGUUGAGGGUGUUGUGAAUUGUCAGCCACCGAAAAAUGUGGAAUGGGACAGCAGGAAAAUCACGGGAUACGUCGGGAUCAUCAACCAAGGGGCCACUUGUUACAUGAACUCGCUGCUCCAGGCUUUGUUCGCCACUGCUGAAUUCCGCUACACAAUUUACAAGAUACCGACGGAGUUUGACGUCAAGAUAAAGAGUCCGGCUCAGGGAAUGCAGAGGAUUUUCUAUCAUAUGCAGUUUAGCCCCAAGGCUGUGGAAAGUUUAUUGGAUCGACUCGGCGAAAGAAUGGUGGGAACCCGUUUGGAAGGAACAGUUGAUCGGCUGUUUGGUGGCUUAACUAUAAACUAUUCAAGAUGUCCAAAAGUGAACUGGAAAAAUGAAAGAGUAGAGCCGUUUCAAGACAUCGGUCUGAAUAUCAAAGGAAAGAAGACAAUCAUCGAUUCCUUCCAACACUACGUGAAAGUGGAAAAGUGCAAAGGAGCAGACAAGAUUCAAACUGAGGAAUUUGGACCUCAGGAAGGCGUAAAGGGAAUGAUUUUCAAGCAUUUCCCACCGGUCUUGUACCUCAUCAUGGGUCGAAUAUCCUUCGACAUGAAGCAAUUCAAGUUUUUGAAAAUUAAUGACAAAGUGAUUUUCCCGGUCAAGAUGAAUCUAGACAAGUUUCUGGACGAGAGGGUGGAAGAGAAGGCAGACUUUGUCAUCAGUUCUGUUCUUGUGCAUAUUGGGGAUGCCAACGGGGGUCAUUACUUGGUCUACGUCGACCCCAAGUGCGAUGGAAAGUGGCGAAAAUUUGAUGACGACAAUGUGUCACUGGCCACGAAGCAAGACGCUGUUGAUGGCAAUUACGGAGGCAAAGGAACCCGAGAAAAUCCCAUGAAAGGAAUGACAAACGCCUACAUGUUGGUGUAUUUCCAGGAAUACAUGAUGCAAAAAUUGACUAGAGACAUUCCGCUGUCGGAGAUUCCCGAAGAGAUUGUUGCCAUUUUUGAAGGUGAAAAGGCAGAAGACGAGAUAAUUGCCAGAGAAUGGAGCAAGCGAUUCCAGUUGAUGACAGUGAGGUGUCUCAUAGAGGCUGGUCUCAGUUCCCAUCAAAAGCCAGAUUUGUAUGAUCCCAAAAAGCCGAGAGCUUUGGAGUUCAGAGUACCAAAAACCGAGUUGAUGAACAACUUCCUCAAGAGACUCCAGUCAGCUUUUGCGGCAGAGAGGAAGGCGACUUGGGACGUGUACUUGGACCUGGCUAGACCCUCUACGGAUCCCCAUUUGGAACCUCAUGACCCAAGCAACAGUUGCUUUUGCUUCUUCAAAUACUUUGACCCGACUCAGGCCAAGCUCAUCUACGUCGGCGCCAAAAGCAUUCCCCACAGCUAUUCCACAAAUCAAAUGAAGGCAAUUGGGGCAAAAAUGGCCCACUUGCCUGAAGAUUCGUACAUUGACCUGUAUCACGAAGUGAAUCCGGAUAAAGUUGACUUGGUCAAUUUAUGGGGAUUCACGAGAGUUUUCAAGAUUGCAGAAAAGGUGGAAGAUGGAGAAAUCUUCUGCUUCAUGUUGUGGCAACGCGGAGAAUUCGACUACGCGAAUCCCGCCGAAUUUUUACUGGACCAAUCCUCGCAGCUCGUUGUCACGUACGUCGACAAUAUGGCUCGACCGAAAGAUCGCGGAGUGAAGAUCGACACUUCCAUAAAAUUCAAAUAUGAUCAAAUUCGAAGGUUCCUUGGACGACAUAUCGGCGUCAGUCCUACACAUCUGAAGCUACACAAACCGAAUCACGUUGCUGACAAGGCUGGAGAUGUUUUGAAUUCGAGUUGGGAAGGAGAUGUUCAAGAAUUGUUUGAGAGGUUCGACAACCGAAAACCCAAAAAGUUCUACUACGAAAUCAUGCCAGUUCCGACUGACGAAGUCGACACGCGAGAAAGGAUGACGGUGUCGUAUAUUGAUAAUUUGUACGUGGAAACGACCGACAUCACGGUUUAUCCGCCAAAGGGCUCCAACGUAGACGCUUUGCUGGAGGAGGUGAAGAAGGACUUUGAUGUUGAAAUGGGUCUUCGAGGAGGUUCGAAACGCUUCAGGAUGUUGGAUAUUGUCAACUUCAAGAUCACCAGGAUUUUCGAAAACAAAACCCCACUUUCCAAUCUGCAGGCCAACAAAAGAUACCGAGUGGAAGAAGUUUUUGCUGAGGAAUUGAACCUGCCUGCCACCAGUUGCUUGAUGCAAGUAGUUCACUUUAACAAGUCCCCGGCUUCUCUUCACGGUCAUCCAUUCUUCAUCCGAAUUGAAGAUUACAAAUUUGCACUCGUGAAAGGAAACAAGGCGGAGUACGUGACGCCCAAGGAUUACACCAAGAUCAAGAUCAAGGAUUUCAAGAAUAAUCUCGAAAUGUUUUUUGGGAUGGACCAUGCUAAGAAGUUCAGACAGCGCAAACGUCCAGUUGGAAUUGUGAAGGGACCAGAAGAUUCUCUCCACUACACUGGCGUUCCCCAUCAGUGA
Messenger RNA from Notodromas monacha, 6130 nucleotides. Lineage: Eukaryota; Metazoa; Arthropoda; Ostracoda; Podocopida; Cyprididae. The record is from the annotation of a GenBank genome assembly.